Molecule: messenger RNA, 5014 nt
Organism: Bombus impatiens (common eastern bumble bee)
Lineage: Eukaryota; Metazoa; Arthropoda; Insecta; Hymenoptera; Apidae
Exons: 4
Coding region: 2216-5014 (932 amino acids)
Biological process (GO): transmembrane transport; monocarboxylic acid transport
Molecular function (GO): monocarboxylic acid transmembrane transporter activity
Source: RefSeq, a predicted model, not a curated record
UGGAGGCAACAGUCCGUAUGCAUUGGCGAGAGCAUUGCCAGCUAUCAGUAUUAGUUCGGCCGUCCUCAUGUGCGCACCCGAGGCGCUCUGCGCGACAUCGUUACGACCAUUUCAUUAGAGAAAAACGAACUUUGUGUUUAUACAUAUAGAACACGUUCAUCGCGUCUUUCUGCGUAUACUCGUGCGAACUGGAAUAUAACGAGUAACGUUCCGAGUGAUUCAGUGGAGUUAAUCGAAACAAACAACCGGCAAGCAAAAUAAUUCCAAAAUAAUCGUAUAACGUUAAGAUUUCUUUCCAACGUAAAUUACCGUAAGAAGUACAUAUCUAUUAAGAAUGUGAACUGUCGAAUGUUUGAUUUACUCUCUUCCUGUUUUAACCGUCGAUCGAUAGAAGAUUAUUAAUAACUCGUCGUAUUGUUUCGAUAAAGUUACUGGUAAACGAAGAAGAGGUAUCUUUCGAAUUGUUUAAUACUUUAACGUGUUUAUGGCAUGUAAUCGUGGAUGAAAUAUUUUCAUUGUCUUACGAUUGUUGUUUACGAUUACGUAAAGGGUACGAAACGCAAAGUGUACCGCGAUGCGACCUACAGAUAAAUAACCGAAUUAAAUUAGUUUGGCUCGCGUAAUUUUUCUGGACGCAGUUGCCGUAAUCCGUAAUUCGUAUUACGUUAUUCGCGGGACUGUAUCGAAUAACCGGUCUUUUUUCCGCUCCGAACCUUUACUUCCGACAAUGGAUCAGUCGACCGCGUGCUUCGUUUUCGUAACGUCUCCCCGAAGGUAAACAAAACAAUCGGCGAUUCGAUCGUACGAAAAUACAUGUAGUUUCGAUGAACCGUCGAGAACGAAAGGAAAUUAACGGUGCAGAAGUUUCGUGACGAGUGCGUUGUAUAUCAUCGAGAGUAUCGAAGGACACGAGGACCGAAGAAUCUCGAGUCAGCAUCUAAGAAAUCUUAUCUAAGUUCUCGCGAUAAAUUUCGGAUAAAAUUUCUGUGUAAUGGAAGAUUAAUGGGACCGAGUGUCCUCUGAAAGUCCGUGAAAUGUGCCGUAUCCUUGCAUCCAUGUUGGCGACGAGAUUUCGCAGGACGUCGAAAAGUCGCUCGACGGGACUCGAUCUUAAAUAAAAUCAACUUUGCAAUUUCAUUCGGUCGAUAUUAACGGUUUCGAAUAACUUAUAAGAAACUACGUAAUAGAAGGAGUCGAAAAUUUUCAUAAAAAAGUUCAAGAGCCUAUGGAAUAUAGGAGCUUGUUUUUUUAAAAGAUUCUGUACUAUUACGCCGAAAAAGUAACCUAUCGAAGCACACGUCAAGAAAUUGGGACGAGUUUGAGAACCAACAAGGACGAUCUUUGUUUUGAGUGUGUUUUUGAGUGUGUUUUUGAUCGUGUUUUUGAUCCGCCAGAAUUUACCGCGGGCAAGUAACUUGUAUUUUAUCGUACGCGUGAAACUAUUUAAAGUUGAUACUGUGAAACUGAACGUGAUAGGUGAUGUAUGGUAAAUGUUUUGGCACGCGAGAAGAAUAUUUUUAUAUCGUUGUAAACCGCUGACGCCAUUGUGACUUUUAUCAGGAUUAGAAGAACAGGUGUCGCCGCGUCAUGAAUACACCGCAAGAGCCGAAGCAGUACCGUUCGCCGUAUGGGUGCCUGGGUUGACGAUCGUUUCGCGGAGGAGGAGGCGGUCCCGAUUAACCAGGGCCCGAGAAGAAGGAAAGCAUCCCGCAUCUUGGGCCACGUUUGCGAUGGUGGCGGCCCAGAUGCGAUUCACCAGCGUACAACGAAGAACUUUAAGAAUUCGUGCAGAUCGUCAGCGUCGUUGUUGCCGUUACGCCGUCAGUUUACUAGGCAGCUCUACGAGUGGCCCGGUUUACCAUUGUUUAAAUCAAGGACGAAACUAGAUCAGUUUUGAAUCGAUCGCGCGAACCGCGAUCAAAUUUAAUCGUGAUAUGACAUUUUUUCUAGCGGCGCGCGUGUUUUUAAGUGCUACUAAAAGGCAGAGAAUAUAAAAGGAUAAGAAGAAGAAGAAGAAGAAGAAGAAGAAGAAAAACGGGGUAUAUGUUUGAUCUAAUUUACACGGAGAUCGACAAAGCGAGAAACAAAACAAAAAAAAAAGAAGAGGUAGUUAAAUCGUUAAACGAGAAAAAAGAAUAGGUUCGAUGUGGUUGCGUCGACCGUUCGAGGACUGCGCUUAAACGGCAGAGUCCUCCUUGUUCUUGGUACCAUCAUCAUGGCCGAGUGGGCCAAGUUCAAUGGCGAGGAGAAGCUGACUCAAUCGAGCAACACGAUCGAGACAGAGAGCAAUAACAAAGAGGAGGAGGACGGUACCGGUGGAUCGCGUGGUGACUCGAGAAACGCGAUCGAGGUGAUAGCACGAAAAAGCGACGAGGAGUUGUUGAUCGAGAAAAGACGUUCUUCCGUAAACAGGACUCCGCAAGAAACGCCGCGUAAAACGGAGUCGCGAAAAGCUAGCGACGCGACCUCGUCGGAACUAAAUUCUUUGGUGAAGAACGCGUCACGGUUGAGAAAAAAUUCCGAUCAGAUCGGAAUUCUUACCGAGGAACGAUCCAAGAUAUUGUACGAUCAGAGCUACGUGAACGAUGCGGCGAUCGAGAAGGACGAGGAGUUACGAAAUUGUUUGGAGAAGACGUUCGACGUUGCUUACAACGAGCCUGGCUCGAAGAUUCGACAGGAAGCUAGGCACGAAUUGAGAGAAUCGAAAGAAUCGCAGAACUCGGUGAAAAAGCCUGACAGUUUGUACAAGGACAAGGUUGCCAGCCCGCCGAAGCGUAAGAGCGUUUUCACAGAGCGAAGUUCGAUUUUCGGCUCUCCGACCAAGAUCCUGUCGAAGAAUCGUUCGCCGUCCGAGAAGAGUACCGAGAAGUUGGUUAACGGGAAAUCGCCGCGGGAGGACAAGCAACAGCAUCAUGUGCAAUUUAACAAAGACUCGAAGAAGCAGCAGUGCCGGGAGCAGAGGCCGCGAUCGAGCCCUUCUCUACCACCGUCGACCACCAGCAGUUCCGAGGAUAAUUCCAGCUUGGGGCAAUUGUGCGAGGCUACGCCACCCGAUGGCGGUUGGGGAUGGGUGGUCGUCGCAGCUUCCUUCAUGGUUAACCUCAUAGCCGACGGUAUCACGUUCUCGUUCGGCGUGAUCUACGUGGAAUUCCUCAACUAUUUCGGCGAAGGGAAAUCGAAGACGGCCUGGAUCGGCAGCUUGUUCAUGGCGAUGCCGUUGUUGUCGGGCCCCGUGGCCAGUUUCCUCACGGACAGAUACGGUUGUCGAAGAGUUUCUAUAGCGGGCAGUAUCCUAGCGGCGGCCGGUUUCGUUAUAAGUUCUUUCGCCAAUUCCAUGGAGGUUCUGAUAUUCACUUUCGGGGUUCUCGCUGGCUUCGGUUUGUCCUUGUGUUUCGUGGCAGCCGUGGUGAUCGUCGCUUACUACUUCGAUAAGAAGAGAUCUUUCGCGACAGGUUUGUCCGUCUGCGGUAGCGGCAUAGGAACGUUCAUCUUUGCCCCGGUCACGCAGUAUCUACUGGCCGAAUACGGCUGGCGGGGAACCACGCUGAUAUUGGCCGGUCUGUUUCUCAAUCUGGCUGUCUGCGGCUGUCUUAUGAGGGAUCUGGAAUGGACGACCACCAGAGCGAAGGCGAAGACCGAGGAGAGACGGAAAAAUCGGGAGAAAAAGAGGACCAGGAUACAGAGCUCGAGCGUGGACUCGUUCUCCGCGAAUAGUUCGCUGAACACCCUCACGAUCAUGGAGAAUCUUCGGACUCAAGAGGAAGAGGAGGAAGACGGUGAAAAGCUAUUUUCCAGUCUGGUAAGCUUACCCACGUUCGUGAAGAACGGCGAAAAGGUACCGUUGGAGGUAUUGGAACUACUUAGUACUCGUAAAAACGUGUACAACGUGUUACUGCAAAAUUAUCCGAGUCUGCUCAUCUCCUCGAGGAGCUUCAGCGAUUCCGGCCCGCUUCACGAUCAGCUGAGCACACCUUCGGCCAGAUUCGUGCCCACGCCGAGCUCUUUGUCCGAGUUGAAGAGCGAGGAAAACAAGGACAAGGUCUUGCCCAACGACGAGCAAACUCUUCGACAGCAAACGGACGCCGCUUGGCGAUUGUGGUGGUUGAAAAAGAUCAAUCUGGAUAGCUCGUUGAGAAGAUCCAGCACUCUCGAGCAUACCAGGAGACUACCUACUGCCUAUUUGAAGGAUAUCAGAGUGCAUAGGCAGAGCCUUACGUAUAGAGGUGCUAUGUUGAACAUAAAUCGAUAUCGACUCAGGGCAUCCAGUUGUCCGGAUAUUUAUAGGAACUCGAUGACCACCAUAGCUAGAACCAAACUCGUCUGGUACGCCGGUCUCUGGGAAUUUUGGGACCUCAUCGUCGACAUGCUUGAUUUUUCUCAUUUCGCUGAUUCGCGUUUCUUGCUGUUCGCCAUUAGCAAUUUCCUCCUACAUACCUGGUACGACGUGCCCUACGUCUAUUUGACGGACAACGCGAUCGAGAUGGGCUUUAGCGAAACCGACGCAUCUAUUUUAAUAUCGGUCAUAGGAAUAACCAACAUGGGUGGCGAGAUUCUGCUUGGUUGGGCAGGUGACAGAGCAUGGGUAAACGCAUCUAUCGUAUAUGCAGUAUGCAUGGCAUUUUGUGGCGCGGUGACGGCUUUAAUACCCAUGGUAAUUGGCAGUUACUAUGCCUUAUGCGCUAUCUCUGGUGCUUUUGGAUUAUUCAUCGGGGCGAACUACAGUCUUACCAGCAUCAUCCUCGUCGAACUGAUUACGCUCGAAAGAUUCACAAACGCGUAUGGCCUUCUACUCUUGGUCCAGGGUGUUGCAAAUCUUAUGGGUCCUCCGUUGGCUGGAUGGCUUUACGAUAUCACGGGGACGUACGAUUUGUCGUUCUACUUAGCCGGUUUCUUCAUUGCGUUGAGCGGAGUUCUUUUACUGGCGAUGCCUUUAAUUAGCCUAUACCGGAAAUGUUUGCACGGAUCGAGGAAAGAGGAAACUGACGAAGAUUUUGCAAACGUGAACAGAGUCUGA